Molecule: messenger RNA, 2722 nt
Organism: Tachysurus vachellii
Lineage: Eukaryota; Metazoa; Chordata; Actinopteri; Siluriformes; Bagridae
Gene: st3gal3a
Product: ST3 beta-galactoside alpha-2,3-sialyltransferase 3a
Exons: 13
Coding region: 231-1382 (383 amino acids)
Molecular function (GO): sialyltransferase activity
Source: RefSeq, a predicted model, not a curated record
GUGACGGGGGAGGACUGUCGUUACGACACGGUCUGUCUUCUGCGCUUGAAAACUGGAACCUCGGUUUAAAAUGGAGUUCCCAGCUAUUUCACAGGACUCGUGACUGUUAAAGAGCAAGAUCAUGACGUGUGUUUCUCAUCUACUGGGUGUAUUUUUGACCAUUUACUCCGUGUGUUAUGUUUCCAGUGGAAAACGAUGCAAGACAAUCAUUUGAAUAUGGCAAAUGAGAGAUGAGCGCGAUGAAGCCCACGAGGAAUGUGAUGCUGGUGCUCUGUCCCAUGCUGGUGCUCGGCUUCCUGUACUAUUCAUCUGGGAGACUGCAUCUCUGUUACUGGGGCCAAAGAUCACAGGUGGACAUGGACAGCUCAUCCUCCGUGGGACGGCUAAUAGCCGCAAGUAUAGUGUUUGACAAGCAGGGAUUCCUCAUUAAGUCUGACGGGAAACUGCCACUGGAGCUGCAGUAUAAGUAUGGAAAUCUGAGUAAAGGAGAAUGUAAACCUGGCUAUUCUGAGGCCAAGAUGACUUCAAUCUAUCCAAGGUUUGUGAGACCAGCCUCGAUGUUCCUUGAUAAGACUUAUAAACGGCUGUCAAAGAUCAGCCUCUACCCGCCACCCUUCGGGAUUAAAUCACAAGAAAAGAUAAUCGACCUCAUUUUAGGUCAGACGAAGAACUACGGGCUUGCAGCUGACCUGGACAGUAUGAGCUGUAAGAGGUGUAUCAUCAUUGGCAAUGGAGGGAUCCUUUUUAACAAGUCCAUGGGCUCCAAAAUUGAUGAGUACGAUGUGGUCAUAAGGCUGAACGGGGCUCCAGUGAGCGGUUAUGAGAAGGACGUGGGAUCUAAGACCACAAUGCGCAUCACAUAUCCGGAAGGAGCUAUUCAGAAACUCGAGCUCUAUGAGAAGGGUUCUCUAUUCGUCCUUUCUGCCUUCAAACCACCUGACUUCAAAUGGCUCAGGCACAUGGUCUUCAAGGAGAAACUGCAAGUAUCACGGCGUGGGACAGAUGGUUUCUGGAAGUCGGUGGCGCGUGCCGUGCCCAGGGAAGCAGCAGACAUUAGGAUACUAAACCCGUAUUUCAUCCAGGAGGCAGCGUUUCAGUUCAUUGGUCUGCCACACAACAAUGGCCUCAUGGGUCGUGGGAAUAUCCCAACACUGGGGACGGUGGCAAUCACAAUGGCGCUGCAUAACUGUGACGAGGUGGCAGUGGCUGGAUUUGGCUACGACAUGAGCAAACCUCAUGCACCCCUGCAUUACUACGAGAAGCUCAAGAUGUCCGCUAUCAAAGAUUCAUGGACACACAACAUAUUAAAAGAAAAGGAGUUUCUGCGGAAGCUGGUGAUGGCCGGUGUAAUUCAGGAUCUGACCAAUGGGAUCUUGCACUAAUAUGGAAAUGAUAUUAAUGACUCGCAACUACCUGGCAUCUGAGUGUGCGGCCUUCACAGAUUCACUCAGCUGAUUUUUCAGCAUGGUCGUUCAAAGACUCCAUUCAUCACAAAUCGGUAGUAUGUACUGUAAUGGUGUGCUUUUACACUAUACAAUUCUCGAAUCUCGCUUUUCAAAUGUUUUAAAGGCAGAGUGAGGGACACUCCUUUGUUUUUAUUUAGUAUCUCAGUUAUUAUUAGUGAUGUUAAGCACUGACGGCUGCAGGAAACGCACAACAUCAUUAACAUCACAUCAGUAAAACACACCUUCUGACAAGUCAUGUAUACUAUAGCAUCAUUUUACAGGACACAUAUCCUAUAUUGUAUUUAUUUUUAGUUUUUAAUUUAAUUUUAAGUCUGUUGUUCAUUUUACAUGACAUUUCUUAUGAGCACCAAUCUUUCUAUCUUUCUCGCAAGUGAAAUGAGGUACAGCACAUCCCCAUUAAAAAUUAGAUAAAUAAUACCAUCUAUGAGUUAAAUGCUGUCAUGAUGAUUUAAAAAAAAAAAGAUGGGUGAAUUGUUAUUUGAUUUUUAGACUAUGUACAAUUCCCAAAUAGAUUACGAAGGUGAAAUGGGUGGGGCCUGCUGUAAAGUGAAUGUAUAAUAUAGUCAAUUCUGUCAGGUCAAAGAAGAAAAAAAAAAACAUGGUGUGAGUGGCACAUUUCAAAACUUUACGUAUAUUUAGCUCUUGCAUUGAGGUUACCUUCAAUUUGCUCUAUAAGCUCAGUUAUAGGGUAAGAGCUUUAUAUUUUCUUUUACAAAUGUGCACUUUGUUCAGUGAUGGAGUAAGGUCACUGGUGUAAAUGUAAUUCAACAAAUCGACUGAAUCGUAAAAAUGGGGUUAUUGCUGUAGUAGAGAAAGAGGCAACAGCGUCAGAAGCAGCAGGUCCAGUUCACACCUAGCCUUCCCUGUAGUCGUCCACAAUUAAAGAUUAAAGACAACAAAGGGGAGGGAGUGUCAGUUUUUGUUGUUGUUAUUUUGUUUGUUUUUUUAUUUUGUUUUUUGUAUUUAUGUAUACGUUUUUCAAGUUGCAUUGCUCUGUUUACCUCUGUAUGACAUGUGCUUUACUUCCACACAGCUCCAAGCUUUAAUAGAGUUCACCUCAACUUUGGGCUGCUUGCUCUGCAGUGUUACAGCAGAGAUGAUCAGGACUGUGUUUCUCCUUUGUGUUCUUUGUGCACACUAGCAGGACUAAAGGGGGUUGUGUUACAUUGUUGAAAACAUGUUUUUCUCAAUCAGCCUGUGAUUAAAUCUGCUGCAGUAUGACCAAUCAGUAUCAUUAAAAUAGUAAGAAUUUGUUA